UUGAUCAGUUCGGACGCUAUUAUUAAAGCUGAGGGACACGACCCGCUAAGAAGUAAGAACAGAAGGAAACAUGGCCACCGCUAAUGGCACCGGAACCGGCGGCAGAGAUGCCCGGAGGAGGCGGAUCGUGGACAGGGGAUCCGACCGCUUGGCCCUCAUCACCGGCCGGAUCCAAACCCUACCGUCGCCUCCCCCCACUUCCCCGCCCGACGCCCCACCUCCCGACCAGCCUCAUCUCCCUGGCGGCUCUCACCACAGAGAAGAUAAACUUGCCGAGACUCUGUUACCAAAACUUGAGUCUGCUUUUGAUACCCCCGAGGCUUCGCUGUUGAAACAUGAUUCUAGUAGUGGAUACCCUAUUGAAGACACUUCAGAGGCUCCCGCUUUCGAGGGUCAGACAGGCACUGAUACCAGUGGAUUGCCUAAUGUGGAAGUGGGUCCGAAGUCUGAGACACCUUCCGCGAGUCUCAGUGCAUCUGCCCCUUCCUCAGGCAACGUGCAUCCGUCUAAUCUGCCAGCAAAUCUCCUGAAAUUUAUUAACCCGGGUCAAAUAAGUUCUGCAAUAGCAACUUCCACUAGUACACGCCUCCUAUGUUCUGUGAUAUGGGGACUUCUUGUGGUCUUAUCAAGCAUAGGCUUUCCAAUACUAGGCAGCUGGAUCAUCAGGAGCAUGCUGACGUUUCGGCCCCUAUAUCUUCUCCUGCUCACCAAUGUGACAAUCGUUGCCGCCUGUAUCAUGUCCCAUAAACAACCAGGUCAUGACAGGCCUACAAGAGAAGAAAACAGGAAUCCUUCAAACGAUGAGAGUGGUUGGGUCAAUCAUGUCGGGACCAGUUUAGAGUUGGGUUUCUUGUUGAUGAAGGUUCUCGAUGCAAUAGUAAUGGACUGCAGCCUCUAUGCAGUAGUCGUAGUCUCUGGCUUAUCCUUUUUCGGGAAGUUCCUCUAGUUGAUUUGAUUGCUUUGAUCUUAAGUUUAGCUGGCCCGAUUUUCCCUCGAGGAUACAUAGACUUGUGAGGUUCGGGUUCUCUGCACCAAACUAUCAUCUAGGUCAUUGAACUUACUCGAUGAGUUCAUUUCUUUUUUGUACUCCACUUUUGGUCUUGACAAUGUAUUGAAUAUGUCUUCUGUA
Punica granatum (pomegranate) is the source of this 1129-nucleotide messenger RNA. NCBI's taxonomy places the organism in Eukaryota, Viridiplantae, Streptophyta, Magnoliopsida, Myrtales, Lythraceae. The record is from RefSeq and is a predicted model, not a curated record.